GCUCCAAGAGGGAGACAAAUCAAGGAGAGAAUUAUGUUUUUUUACUUAUUAAUGGAAAAAAGCUGUCUGCAAAAAUGAAAAUUUAGCCGGCUAAUUCAGAAAGGUUCUCUCAAGAAAAAUCUAAGACUUUUCUCUCCAAUUCACAUCUUCACUUGAACUCACACUUAGACGUUGCUUAUUGCUAUGUCCUUUAUUUGUCUUUGUCUCUCUAAACCCUCAUCUUCCCAUCUAUAAAAAUCUUGUCUUUCUUACUCGGCAAGCAUAACCCACUAUUUCUAUCUGCUCACUUCCUGUUCUCAUGGAACCACACCUUCACGACGGAGGAGAAACCGACCGAUCGGAGCAGGCCAAUGAUGACGACGCCGGCACAGGUCGCUCUUAUGAGUGUGUGUUUUGCAAGAGAGGCUUCAAUACAGCACAGGCUUUGGGUGGCCACAUGAAUAUUCAUCGGAAAGAUAGAGCCAAGCCAAGGCCUAGUUCAGUUCCUUCAAUUUCCAGCAGAGUAGAUGACGAUUAUUAUGCAAGUUUAAGAGGCUACCCUCCAAUUCAAAGCUACCCACCUCACUAUUCAACGGCUCAUCAUCAUCCUCAUAACGAGGUACUUAUAAAUUAUCAAACAUUUUUUCCAUCAGCAUCUACAUGGGGUUUUAGAUCCCCACAUGGCGACGAUUUGUAUGCGCACACCCCUCAGCUUUUGAAUUCUUUCGAGGAGGAUUGGCGAAGGAAUCUAAACCUGCAAAUUGCUCCAUCUCAUGUAGAUGAUAAUAAGGGAAAAACAGAAGACUGCAGUGAAUCAGACGAGUUAGAUUUGGAGUUGAGACUUGGUCAUGAUCCAUAAUAUAUUAAUUAUUCUAUAAGGAACUUGCAUAUGUAUAGCUGUAUUUGUUAUCUAUUGUACAGCUAUAUAUGGAUUUUUCUGUGCAUCGAAAAAAUUAUCCUAGUCUUUUAAUAAGUAUGAUUUGGCAUUUCUCGUUGGCAAAUUCUACUGGGAAGACAUGGUAGGAGAAGGAAGUUUUCACUAGUAAGUUUCACGAAGAAAGACAAGAAAGAAUAAUAAAAAAAUUCCCAGUUCUAUUACUUUA
Manihot esculenta (cassava) is the source of this 1082-nucleotide messenger RNA. Its product is annotated as transcriptional regulator SUPERMAN. The record is from RefSeq and is a predicted model, not a curated record. Bases 299 to 838 code for a protein of 179 amino acids. Lineage: Eukaryota; Viridiplantae; Streptophyta; Magnoliopsida; Malpighiales; Euphorbiaceae. The transcript has a single exon.